AUGACUGACUGGUUGGAGCAGACCUCGCUCGACUGGCUGGCAAUGAGGAAUCUUCCCGACCUUCUCAAGACUUUCUCAAGACUGCAAGAGAACAAAAUUGUUGAAAUGUGUGAGAAAGAAGAGAAUCGAAGCAGAGAGAACCGAGGAGGAAGUGAGGCGUUUCCCGUGGAUGCUGUUGAAAGUCGUUACCCGUCGUCUCAUGUUGGUUUAGUCGAGAGUCGAGAGCGUCAUUUAGAGAGAUGGGAUAAAAUCGCUCGCAAGAGUGUGAGACGCAAUGCAAUUGUUGUGUGUGUGGAGUCGAUGAGAGCCGGCUGGCGAGGUGGCUUGUGGUGUGAAUACAGCGAACUGGAACGGGAACGGAGAGAGAAAGGAAAAUGGGGAAUACCCAUAGCCGAAGUGUUGUUUAAACGUUACGUGUUGUUGACAGCUGGUGCGAUGUGGACAGACGUUAUGGAAGCGAUGAAUUGA
This is a messenger RNA of Anisakis simplex (herring worm), 468 nucleotides long. The record is from the annotation of a GenBank genome assembly. NCBI's taxonomy places the organism in Eukaryota, Metazoa, Nematoda, Chromadorea, Rhabditida, Anisakidae.